AGCAAUCCUCCCCGGGCCCCGGUCCCGCCGUUUCAACUCCCACUGCCUGACGCCGUACGUGUUGACCCGCAACAACCGACUCAGUCGAGCCGCGGCAACUCCCCCCACCACGGCCGCGAUGACCGUGAUCGCGGCGGCGCGGCGCGCAGCUCCCGUCGUCGCCCUCCUCUUCCUCGUCUCCGCCGCGUCCUUCCUCGCGGCCGAUGCAUCAGCGGCGGCGGAGGGGGCGAACUCGUCCUUCGUGCUCGCGGCGGAGAAGACGCACCGGAAGGACCCCCUCGACGGGCUGAGGUACUACGCCGGCGGAUGGAACAUCAGCGACGAGCACUACUGGGCCUCCGUCGGCUUCACCGCGGCGCCGGUCUUCGCCGCCGCUGCGGUCUGGUUCGUCGUGUUCGGCAUUGCCCUGUUCCUCGCCGGCUGCUGCUUCUGCUGCUGCCCGGGCGGCGGCGACGCGUACCACUCGCGCGCCUGCCUCGUCGUCUCCCUCGUGCUCCUCCUCGCCGCCACGGCCGCCGCCGCCGUCGGGUGCGCCGUGCUGUACGACGGGCAGGGCCGCUUCCACGGCAGCACGGCGGCGACGGUGGACUACGCGGUGCGGCAGUCGGGCGACACGGUGGCCAACCUGCGGACCUUCGCGGGGUUCCUGGAGACCGCCAAGGCCGCCGGCGUGGGGCCCGUCACGCUGCCCGCCGACGUCAAGGGGAGGAUCGACGACGUCGUGACCAAGGUGGGCGCGGCCGCCGACGUGCUCGCCGCCCGCACGUCCAGCAACGCCGCCAAGAUCCGCGCCGCCCUGGAGACCGUGAGGAAGGUUCUGAUUGUCUUCGCAGCAGCAAUGCUAAUCCUUGCUUUUCUUGGCCUUGUGCUGUCGCUUUGUGGAUUGGAGUCGAUCAUCUACGUGUUGGUGUUUUUCGGGUGGAUCGUGGUUACAGGGACGUUUGUAUUGUGCGGUACUUUUCUCCUCCUGCACAACGUGGUCGGCGACACCUGCGUGGCGAUGGGCGAGUGGGUGGCGCACCCGCAGGCGCGCACGGCGCUGGACGACAUCCUGCCGUGCGUGGACACGGCAGCGGCGACGGAGGCGCUGGACCGGAGCAAGGAGGUGAACUACCAGCUCGUCGCCGUGCUCAACGGCGCGCUGUCCAACGUGUCCAACCGCGACCUCCCGCCGCAGGCGCCCCCGCCGCUCAACUACAAUCAGUCCGGCCCGCCGGUGCCGCUGCUCUGCAACCCCUACACGCCGGACCUCCGCGACCGCGCCUGCGCGCCCGGCGAGGUCGCCCCCGACGCCGCGCCGCAGGCGUGGCGGGGCUACGUGUGCGACGUCGCGGACGCGCCGGGGGCGGCGGCGGAGGUGUGCGCGACCCCCGGCCGCGUCACGCCGUCCAUGUACGCGCAGCUGGCCGGCGCGGCCAACGUGAGCUACGGGCUCUACCACUACGGGCCGGUCCUGGUGGCGCUGGCGGACUGCACGUUCGUCAGGGAGACGUUCCGGUCCAUCGGCGACGACCACUGCCCGGGCCUGCGCCGGUACAGCGGGCAGGUGUUCCGGGGACUGCUCGGCGCCGCCGCCGGAGUGCUGCUGGCGGUGCUGCUCUGGGUCGUGCACGCGCGGGAGCGGCGGCGGAGGAGCGACGCCAAGGACCUCCUGCUGCCCUCGUCGCCGUACAGGCUUCCGGUGGAGGAGAGGGCGUUUCUGAAGAGCCCGGCGAGGCCGCAGUACUACAUGUGAAGACGAAUCACAUGUAGCAUCAGAUCAUCUAGCUUAAUUAGAUCUUACAUUGCCCAAGAGAGGGGUGCAGUAUACCUGUACAUUGCAAUUAAUUAGCCGGCAUUAGUAUUCUUAUUAUGUAC
Panicum virgatum (switchgrass) is the source of this 1857-nucleotide messenger RNA. RefSeq lists its product as uncharacterized. The record is from RefSeq and is a predicted model, not a curated record. Bases 119 to 1735 code for a protein of 538 amino acids. Gene Ontology annotation, cellular component: plasmodesma; plasma membrane. The transcript has 8 exons. NCBI's taxonomy places the organism in Eukaryota, Viridiplantae, Streptophyta, Magnoliopsida, Poales, Poaceae.